GGUUUGUCGUCAUCGGUUUCAUGUUCUUCGCUCAGCACCACGUCUGCGACGCGUACUUUGUCCCAGCGAUCAACGUGUUCGUCACCGCGAUGCGGAAGAGCAAGUCCAAGUUCGCCCAAAGGUGGGGCGAGGAAGCCGUGGCUGGAGCGACGAUCUGCGCGCUCGGAUGCAACGGGCCAGAGCUGUUCACGAACCUGAUCUCAUUGUAUACUGGCUCGGACGCAGGAAUUGGCGUCGUCGUUGGGUCCGAGAUCUUCAACCUGCUGAUCAUCGUUGGCGCCGCCACCAUCUGCGCCCCCAUUCUGCCUCUCCAGCUUGAGCGAGUCCCGUUUGCGCGAGACUGUUUCUUCUACGGUUUGUCUAUCUGUCUAUUGUACGCGUUUUUGCAGGAUAAAACGAUCGAGUUCUGGGAGGCAGCGAGUCUCCUGGCAGCGGCUGCCGUGUACGUGAUGACUGUGUACUUCACCACAGACAUCGUCAACUGCAUCUGGGGGAAGCCUGAGGGGUUGCUUGAUGCGGAAGAUAAGAAGCCAGAGGGCAAAAUGCACGGGGUCAAGGUAAACGUGGAGCAGAUUCUGCACGGACGAAUGGCCGACGGUCACGGCGCAGGCGCCUCGGCCGUGUGGGACAUGGACGCCAACAGGGCGGGCAUCGUCGCGGAGCCGAUCGACGAACCCAAGGCGGCGGUCGACCAGGCUUUGAUGCGAGGGUCCAUCGGCUUCCAGAUGGCAGGGACCGGUCACGACGACAUGCUGGAGUACGAUAAUCUCUCCGAGGUGGUGGUGGGGGAGAUGGGUGUCAUCGAGCUUCAGUUCAUCAAAGGGUUCAUGCACAAGACCCUGAGGGUGACCGUUGUGGAGGACGAUCCAGAGGAGUCCAAUGAUGCGGCGAACCUGGCGCCGUCGAACUCCAUUCCAAGGUCGAAACACGACUUGCUGCUGAACAACAUCGUGAAGUUCUCCAAGCAGCGCGGUGCUGAGCUAUACCUUCACCCUUACGAUGCCACCAUCAAAGGUGCGAUCGAGCACUUCAGGCACACGAUGGUUGCCAAAGAUGCGAAGUUGUCCGACAAGCUGUUCGCCAUCCCUCACUUUCUGAUUGACUUUGUGCUGAAGGGCUCCCUCUUCGCGGUCGACGUCAAGGACAAGAGGAGGCAGGGCCGCUGGCCGCUGUGCUUCGCAGGGGCGAUGUUCUGGCUUGCCGUGUUCUCGUACCUGAUGCUCGAGGUCGCGGAGCAGAUUCACUACAACAUACCCGCGUUGCCGAAUUCUUUCUUGGGCAUCACGGUUUGCGCAAUCGGCACCUCUUUCCCCAACGCGGUCGCGUCCGUCCUCAUGGCUCAGCAGAACAAGCCCGCCGCCGCGAUCGCGAACGCGCUCGGCUCGAACGUGCAGAACGUGUUCCUGGCGAUGGCGCUGCCCUGGGUAAUCUACUCCUGCCAGAACGGGUUCGCGCCCAUCGAGCAAAACGUGAAGGGCAUCACCGAGGGAGUAUACUGGAUGAUGGGUACGCUGCUUCUGGUCAUCGUGUUCGUCCUGGCACCGCCCGUCUGCAGUAUCUACAAGAGUUACGGCUAUAUUCUUGCGGUGAUCUAUGUCUUGUAUCUGAUUCUCACGAGUGGCGAGGUCUUCAAGUGGUGGCCGCCCUUGGUGGCUGAAUGAGUGUCGCACGAGGGGUCGAUGGGCAGUGAUCAUCCCUUUUCAUUCUCCUUCGGUACUUUCGCUGCUGAUGUACAUUUGUCAAGGCUCUCGCUUGACCAUCACGACAGAACAGGACAAGUGCCCCUAGGCAGCGCAAUAGAUUCAAUUCGUGUCGAGAGGGAGUCCUCCAC
Prorocentrum cordatum is the source of this 1831-nucleotide messenger RNA. Lineage: Eukaryota; Dinophyceae; Prorocentrales; Prorocentraceae. The record is from the annotation of a GenBank genome assembly.